AUGCUUUCCAUCGUAAAUGAGAUCAUCACAAAUAUUUACUCGGCAUUGACAGUCACUCAUGAACAACGUUAUGUUCAUGAUGCAUUACAAGCAAUUGAUAAUACAGAUAGGUUUGCAUUACUCAAUGGCCGUACACGUUCUCCAGGCGAAAAUAAUUAUGGUGCCAUACACGACAUCCACACAUUUGUCGUAGCUAGCGAGCAUCAUACGACCAUGAUUAAAGAAUGGAAACAUGAUAUUGAAGCCCGACGAGAUGAAACAAGAAACUAUUUAAUUUUAGGCGAAGGUACUCUGGAAGUACGAGAUGAUGAAACACAGAUUGAAAUCGUAGGUACUGGAAUUCCAACAAGCCCAAUUAAAACGAAAGUUGCAAUAGUCCCGCCUGUGACUGCAACCAAUGCGAUUUUAUUUCCCACAAAACAGGAUAUCGUCAAAUAAUUUACGCUAAAUAUACAGCAAAAAUAUUCUUUUAUGAUUGUUACUAGUCACUUAGAUGGUGAACAUUAUGCUUAUACCGGUAUGUUAUCUCGAUUUUGUUGUUGUAUGGUUUUGUUAGUCUUGAUAUUUAGGUACUAUCGAUAAUCAGUUAUUAAUGUGUAUACCUGGCUGUGGUGGCACUGGAAAAUCUCAGUUGAUUCGUGCACUCACCAAGUAUUUCCAACUAACAAAACGGGGCAAGAUGUUGCGUAAACUGGCGCCAAUGUCUAUAGCAGCAGCUGAGAUUGACGGAUUAACUAUUCAUUCAUUUUUAGGUGAAAAUCACAAAAACUGUAAAAAGAAACAAACCCGUACAUUUAGACUUGGUGAUAUGAAGUUAGAAAAUGAAUGGCGUCAUGUGAAGUACUUGAUAAUCGAUGAGAUGAGCAUGGUGGGACUUUAAGUCUCUUAGCUCAUCUAAAUCGAAUAGUCAAAACAGCCAAGCACGUAAAUUCUGAGAUACCUUUUGGCGGUGUCAAUGUCAUUUUCUUCGGCAACUACCUUCAAUAGUCUCCUGUUUUGGACGAGCCUCUAUACUAUAGCUGCGCACUGACACAACAAAUUACAGAACGUCAGAUAGAUAUGUUGUGUGCACAGAAGCUUAUUUCU
This is a messenger RNA of Rotaria sordida, 1086 nucleotides long. Lineage: Eukaryota; Metazoa; Rotifera; Eurotatoria; Philodinida; Philodinidae. The record is from the annotation of a GenBank genome assembly.